AUGUCGCUCAAAGUACCAAAAGCUAGCAACAUCCAAUUAUUCAAAGACGGAUACAAGCAUCUCCAAGGAAUCGAAGAUGCAGUCUUACGAAAUAUUCAAGCCGUCAAUGAAUUAUCAGAUCUAGUACGCACGAGCUUUGGUCCAAACGGCCGGAAUAAACUCAUCAUCAAUCACCUCGGCCGAUUAUUCGUAACUUCCGAUGCAGCUACCAUCAUCAGAGAAGUCGAAGUAGUUCAUCCAGCUGCAAAGCUCCUCGUCAUGGCCUCACAAGCCCAAGAAUCAGAAAUGGGUGACAGCACAAACAUGGUCAUCAUCCUCGCAGGCGAACUCCUCAAGAAAUCAGAAAACCUCCUCGUAAUGGGUCUCCACCCAAGCGAAGUGAUCAAAGGUUACGAACUAGCUUGCAUUAAAGCACUCGCAGAACUUGAAAAUCUAUCAACAUCAAACCUCCCAUCUCCAUUCACCCACGAAUCCCUCAUCGUAGCUCUCAAACCCGCAAUCGCAUCAAAGCAAUACGGCUACGAAGACGUCCUUUCAUCACUCGUCGCAGAAGCCGCUCUAGCCGUAAUGCCCAAGAACCCAAAAAACUUCAACGUCGACAACGUCCGCGUCGUAAAAAUAAUGGGUGGAAGCCUCUCGGGUAGUAAAGUAGUCCAAGGCAUGGUAUUCGGUCGCGAACCAGAAGGCAUCAUCAAAAAAGUCACCCACGCCAAAGUAGCCAUCUUCACAAGCGCACUCGACGUCCCCCAAACAGAAACAAAAGGAACAGUCCUCCUCAAAAGUGCAGAUGAGAUGCUCAACUUUACUCGUGGAGAGGAGCAACACCUUGAAAAGAUAUUCAAAGAAAUAGCAGACUCGGGCAUCAAAAUCAUAAUCGCAGGCUCCUCAAUUGGCGAUCUCGCACUCCACUACCUCAACCGCUUCAACAUAGCAGUCUUAAAAGUCCUCUCCAAAUUCGACCUCAGGCGCCUUUCCCGCGUAGUAAACGCAACACCCCUAGCCCGCCUCGGCGCACCCACACCCGAAGAAACCGGCUACGUCGAUAUCUUCGAAACAACAGAAAUAGGCGGGGAUAGAGUCACCGUCCUACGUCAGCUUUCACAGGGGGAUGAGGGGUAUACAGGGGAAACGGAAAAGACGCGCACGGCUACUAUCGUGCUUAGAGGCGCUACUGCUAACCACCUCGAUGAUCUCGAACGCGCCAUCGACGACGGUGUCAACGUCAUCAAAUCGCUCAUCAAAGACCCGCGACUCGUGCCUGGAGCAGGUGCUACAGAACUGGAGCUUGGAAAACGCGUAGAGGCGUAUGGAAGUGGAAUGAGAGGCUUGGCGCAACAUGCUGUGAAGCGGUAUGCAACAGCGCUAGAAGUCAUCCCUAGAACGCUGGCUGAGAACGCGUUGGGAGGUGCGGAGGGGAAUGAGGUGCUUAGUCGGUUGUGGGCGAAGCAUGAAUUGAAAGGAGGGGAAGCUUGGGGCGUUGAUGUAGAGGCUGAAGAAGACGGCACGCUCCUAGCAACAGAACACAAAAUCCUCGACUCACUAGCAGCUAAACAAUGGGCUCUCAAACUCGCUACAGAAGCAGCCGUUUCCGUCCUCAGCGUCGAUAGCAUCAUCAUGAGCAAACCAGCUGGUGGCCCUAAAGUUCCUCAACAAGCGAGUAAUUGGGAUGAGGAUUAG
This is a messenger RNA of Suillus paluster, 1677 nucleotides long. Its product is annotated as chaperonin Cpn60/TCP-1 family. Gene Ontology annotation, biological process: protein folding. NCBI's taxonomy places the organism in Eukaryota, Fungi, Basidiomycota, Agaricomycetes, Boletales, Suillaceae. The coding region runs from base 1 to 1677 and encodes 558 amino acids. The record is from RefSeq and is a predicted model, not a curated record. Gene Ontology annotation, cellular component: chaperonin-containing T-complex. The transcript is spliced from 8 exons. Gene Ontology annotation, molecular function: ATP binding; ATP-dependent protein folding chaperone; ATP hydrolysis activity.